AUGGGAUUAAAGUGGAUGGAGAGAAGAAUUUUUUAUAUCAACUUCGAUCUAGCACAUGUGUUGGCUAUGGCACCAGAGUGCGAGGGCGUCACACAUGUAGUUGGCGAUAUGUUUGCAAGCAUUCCUCCAGCUGAUGCCUUUCUCUUGAAGUGGAUAUUGCAUGAUUGGAAUGACGAAUAUUGCAUCAAAAUCUUGAAAAAUUGUCGAAAAGCAUUGCCGAAGAAAACUGGAAAGCUUAUAAUGGUGGAUGCAGCCUUAAAUUCACAAGGAAAUGAAUGGUUUGACUAUAUGCGAUUGAUAUGUGAUCUGGCAAUGAUGGUUCAUGUCCAAGGAAAGGAAAGGAGUGAAGCAGAAUGGAAAAUAGUGUUGGAGGAAGGGGGCUUUGCCAGCCACAAGAUUAUCACCAUUCCAGCAAUGCCAUCAAUCACUGAGGCUUAUCCCUAACGUGCACGCUAGCUAUUUUCCUCCUUGGGUUGUGUCCCUGGAAAUAAUAGCAUAUUAACAUUGCAUGUUUUCGAUGAGAUUGACGUCUUU
This is a messenger RNA of Hevea brasiliensis (rubber tree), 534 nucleotides long. Its product is annotated as xanthohumol 4-O-methyltransferase-like. NCBI's taxonomy places the organism in Eukaryota, Viridiplantae, Streptophyta, Magnoliopsida, Malpighiales, Euphorbiaceae. The transcript is spliced from 3 exons. The coding region runs from base 1 to 444 and encodes 147 amino acids. Gene Ontology annotation, molecular function: S-adenosylmethionine-dependent methyltransferase activity; O-methyltransferase activity. The record is from RefSeq and is a predicted model, not a curated record. Gene Ontology annotation, biological process: methylation.